CCAGUAGGUCUAUAUUAUUACAGUCCCAGGCUGAGUAAGCUGCGCUGUCUCCAUGUGGAUUACUGCCAGAGAGCAACAGAAAACUCCUCAAUGAGAGCUGCGAAGUCGUUUCGUCUGGGUGAAACUUAAGGCUAUAUAGCCUCUAAUAACUCUAAACUGAACGGAUUCGGUUCCUCUUUACUUGUAGCCUACUCUGUAAUUGCCCGACUCUCUACAGGACUCCUUCCCUUCGGUACAUGGCGACAUUUCUCAUUUUUUUGUGUGUGUGACUCAACUUAUUGCCAAUGAGCGCAAGUCGAAGCUUGUGUGAAAGCGAGGCGGUUCAUCACCAGCGGACCAUUUAAGGAACGGAGAGAGCGGACAAAGCUGGAUUGCUGCUGUUUUCUUUCGUAACUUUCAUAUAUCACCCGGCUAAGCCGAAAUCAUGACUUCAGUGUGGAAGAGACUGCAGCGGGUCGGCAAAAAGGCGUCAAAGUUUCAGUUUGUUGCCUCUUACCAGGAACUGAUUCUGGAGUGCACCAAGAAAUGGCAACCAGACAAGUUGAGGGUGGUGUGGACCAGGAGGAACAGACGCAUGUGCUCCAAGCUCCACAGUUGGCAGCCAGGAAUCAAGAAUCCGUACCGGGGCAUGGUGGUGUGGCCGGUACCAGAGAACAUCGACAUCUCUGUUACACUGUUCAAGGAGCCCAAUGCAGAUGAGUUUGAGGACAAAGACUGGACCUUUGUUAUUGAGGGAGAAAACAAGGGCCAUCGUAAGGUUUUGGCGUCAGCGGACAUAAACCUGAAGCGGUUUGUCAGCCCGACCCCGACCCAGACUGACCUGACACUGAAGCUGAAGCCGCUGUCGGUCAAAGUGGUGGAGGCCACGCUCAAGCUGUCACUGUCAUGUGUCUUCGUCCGUGAAGGAAAAGCCACUGAUGAAGACAUGCAGAGUCUGGCCAGCCUGAUGAGUGUCAAACCCACUGAUAUCGGUAACCUUGACGACUUCAAUGAAAGCGAUGAGGAGGAGGACAAGAAGGCUAUCAUUUCUACAUGGUCCAAGGAAUCCCCUGUUACCAAGGAAACAACUCCAGUCACUCUGACCCAUGGCGAGGAGUCUCCCCGAAGCAACAGGACGGUCGCCAGCAUCAGAAUAGCCAACCAGCCAAUCAGACCAGGCCAGGACUCUAAAGAGACAGUCUCAGAAAGCACAGCUAAACCAGGAAGGAUCAGCUCUCACAGAGAAGAUGCUCCUGAAGCAGACUCCUCUAACAGAGAAGAGCAUCAGCCGGACAGAGCAGAAGAAUCAGAAAUGCAUCAUAUUGUCUCAGCGCCUGGCAAGCCCUGCCUGUCUCCAGUUGGAGAGGAGCCCACAGAGCCAGAGAGACCCAGCACUGAACCGGCAACCUCACCGGAGGUGUGCCCUAAACAAGGCAGUGAGCUUGUGGCUCUGGAGCUGGCGCCACUGCUUCCCUCAGAACCAGAACCAGAACCAGAACCAGCUCUCCAGCCGGCAGGGAAACCACAACAGGAGGGAGCGGAUAAGGAGGAGCCACCCAGCAGCGGCAGAGCUGGUGGUCUGGAGAGUUUAGUCAAUAAGGAGCCGGAGUGGGAGGCAGAAAAGACACUGUGGGCAGCUGUGGAAGAGACCACCGGGGAGACACAAGUGGAAAGAGGGAUGGAGAAUAGUCAGAGCACUGAAGAGAAGGAUGAAAAGAAGGAGGAAGAGGGGAAGCAGGAGGAGGAGGGUGGUGUAACAGGGGGGCUGUAUAAGAAGAAAGUAGAGAAGCAAUCGCAACUCCCUGCUGAGCAACCUCCAGGACAGCCUGGGGCUCAUCCGAUUUCAGCCAGACACUCCAAGAAAGGCAUCUCUACCACACACACCAGCGACGUUCACAUUGACACACACACCUCAAGCGCCUCAGCAGACAGCAAAGGGCAAGCUCUGCCCAUCAGCCCUGAGUCCAGUGGAAAGUCAGCUGUACCAGAAAGUAGCAUCACUCCUCCGCAAAGCAGUGAGAGGAAGAGUCCUUCGAAGGAAGUGACCUCUGACCUGAAGACUGCUGAUGCUGUAGCAAGAGAUGUGGCUGAUGGGAAGGAUGAUACAGCGGAGGACUUGGUGAGCUCCAGCCAGUCUCUGCUCCAGUGGUGUCAGGAGGUCACAAAAGGUCACCAGGGGGUAAAGGUCACCAACUUCAGCACCUCCUGGAGGAACGGCCUGGCCUUCUGUGCCAUCCUGCAUCACUUCCAUCCAGACAAAAUAGACUUUGACCAGUUGGACCCUCAUGACAUAAAACUCAACAACAAGAAGGCGUUUGACGGCUUCGAGGCACUGGGCAUCUCUCGUCUGCUAGAGCCGUCCGACAUGGUCCUUCUGUCCGUCCCUGACCGGCUCAUCGUCAUGACCUACCUCAGCCAGAUCCGCACACACUUCACCAACCAGGAGCUGAGCGUGCUGCAGAUAGAGCACAACAGCAGCCAGUCCUGCUAUGGCCUCGCCCCCGCUGGCCCCACCCCUACUGAGGUCGAUGCUGCUGCGUUCUGUAUGGCCAGGUUACAUGAAGGAGCGGGAGUAAGUCUAGAGGAAGGGGGAAGCAGUACGCUGGUCGUCCCGCCUCCCAGGACCAAACGAUUGGCUAAAGUGGAGGAGUCAAUAACACCAGUCCCACCGCCAAGGUCGGUUGCCAAGGCAGCCAAAUCAGGCCCCACUCAGGGUGAAGGAGUGAAGGCUGACUCCACAGCAGGAAACACUAACACAGACUCGCAGAACGCAGCAGAUCAAGUCCCCAAACAGGAAGAAGAGACCAUGUGUCUGCAGGACACUAGCCAGUAUGUGCUAAGUGAGCUGGCAGCGCUGGAGACGGAGCAGAAACACAUCGACAGCAGAGCGGCUGUGGUGGAGAGACGACUACGACGCCUCAUGGAGACAGGAAGUGACCGUGAUGCAGAGGAGAGGCUGAUUCAGGAGUGGUUCACUCUGGUCAACAAGAAGAAUGCUCUGAUACGCCGGCAGGACCACCUGGAGCUACUGCAAGAGGAGCAGGAUCUGGAGAGGAGAUUUGAGCUGCUGACCAGAGAGCUGCGUGUCAUGAUGGCUAUUGAAGACUGGCAGAAGUCAUCCACUCAGCAGCAGAGGGAGCAGCUGCUCCUUCAAGAGCUGGUGUCUUUGGUCAACCAGCGGGACGAGAUCAUCAGAGACAUCGACGCCAAAGAGAGGGGGGCACUGGAGGAAGACGAGCGUUUGGAGCGGGGUCUGGAGAUGAGGAGGAGAAAGUACAGCACCAAAAAUGCAGAUAAAUGUGUCCUGCAAUGAGAGGGGACACCAACACACACAGAGAGAGACAGUUUUUGGUGUUUUUUUCUGUGAUUGUGCCUUUUCUUUGUUCCCAGUUAACUUUGACUGUUGAGGACGGGGACGGAUAAAAAUGCUUCAGUAGAAUCCAAUACAAACUUCUCAGGUGUGGACCUCGUGAUAAUCAAAACUUUAUGCAGUUUUCAGUCUGACUGUCAUGCCAGCUGCCCAUCACUGUUUUCAGUCUGUCUUAACAUGGUAGUAUUAUUUUGAUUUAAUUCACCUAGUUUUAUUUAUUCCAGUGAUGUGCCAGAAACUUGUAUACCAAGUGUGCCUUUGUUAUUUUGAGUGUAUGUAUAUUCCUCUGUGAGUUUGUUCAGUAUUUGACUACUGAUUCCUAUUUUAAAAGGAGAGCUUCCUCUUGUGGGCUUGUCGGGAUCUGUUAAAAAAAAAAGACUUCUGAAAUUUCCUCAUACCUUUUUCCUGACAUUGCUCAUGUUAAGCGAGACUGAAGAAAAGUUAGAUUACUAUUGCUUACAAUGUAAAUGUAACCAAGAAAUGUGUUUUCUGAAUUCAGUCAGUCCAAAGUUUAAGAUGUAACUACUUUGUGAUAGUGUUGAAUUGAGUUAGUAGAAUUAGUAAGUGAUGACUUGAAGGUUUAAGAGGUAUGCACAAUCAAUACAUUUUUUUUCUUGUAUUCAUGUUUAUGAGCAAUUUCAGCAUUUAAUGCACUAGGUCACCAUGUUACAUGCUGUGUAUUUUGAGAAUGAAUGUGUUAUGUCUCGUUUUCAUCACUUGCAUUACAAAACGUUUUUUUUUUUGUUUUUUUUUUCUCCAGCCAACAGACCACCAUGCCGGUACAUUUUCUCAUGCCAAUUUAAACAUUACACAGUGGAAAUCAGUGUUUUCUCAACCACUGGAUAACCCUGGUGGGCAGAGCCAUUCAAGAUGGUUUCAGUGGAGAGAUUUAAUUUCAUACGGUCUUAUAUUGCUGUUUUCGUGGCAAAAAAAAAAAAAAAAAAGUGGGUAAAGUGCCAGGAA
Molecule: messenger RNA, 4312 nt
Organism: Myripristis murdjan (pinecone soldierfish)
Lineage: Eukaryota; Metazoa; Chordata; Actinopteri; Holocentriformes; Holocentridae
Gene: ehbp1l1b
Product: EH domain binding protein 1-like 1b
Exons: 20
Coding region: 425-3292 (955 amino acids)
Molecular function (GO): protein binding
Source: RefSeq, a predicted model, not a curated record